Stomoxys calcitrans (stable fly) is the source of this 3971-nucleotide messenger RNA. RefSeq lists its product as uncharacterized. The coding region runs from base 331 to 3375 and encodes 1014 amino acids. Lineage: Eukaryota; Metazoa; Arthropoda; Insecta; Diptera; Muscidae. The record is from RefSeq and is a predicted model, not a curated record. Gene Ontology annotation, molecular function: protein binding. The transcript has 7 exons.
UCAAAAUGACAGUUUAGAUAAAAAUGCAAAAAGGUAUCGAUUUUUUUUGUGACUGGCUAAAAAAAGAGAAAACAGAAGACACAGAAUAUCUUGUUGCUUGUUAAGAAAAUACAAAAGCUGCGGAGGAAACACUAAAUAUAUUUAUUUACCAAAACUUGUUAAAACUGUAGCAUAAGUGAAAGGUGUCGUGAGUUUAACUGGGGGAGCAAUUAUAAAUGUAGCAUACUUUUGGGAUACACCGAAAAAAUUUCCUCCAGCUGCAAGUGCCAAACCAUACGAGAUUAGAACGCCAUAUUUGUUAUCAUCUGCAAUCAAAUUUUUUUUCCGGUAAUGAUAAAUAUGAGACCAUAUGUGCCCUCAAAUCGCAUCGCCAUAAGGGAUUCCAUAGAUGAAGACAUAAGUGACGAUGUGGAUGAUGAGGUAUUCAUCAAGGAUUCCAAAACUUCAAAGAUGAGUGAGGAGAAGGGCCUUAAACGGCCCCUUAUGGCUCCGCGACGCAAAAAUGGCAAAUCGCAUUCUUCAUCGCCCAUAAUGAAGAAACAUCGUCGCUGUUGUUGGCGUUGCUGUGAACCCUUUUGUUAUGGUCUAGCUGCCUUAACUAUAGUCAUAGCCUUAAUCAGUCUGAUUGCCCUGAUAUUGACCAUGGUGCCAGUGUCUAUGCAAAAAAUCAAAGGAUGGCUACAUCAUCAAAAAGCCCCUGGCAUGCCUUUGGCCCUCAACGAUGGCCAGAAGUCGUAUGGCGACAGUAUGGGUAGUGAAUUUGUUCCCUGCACCCAAAUCAGUGUGCAAAAACUAUGGUCACGUACAUUUCCACGCAUGAACAGUGAAAGUCCGGUGCGUAAGGCCGAUCUCAAUGGUGAUGGUGUUACAGAUAUCAUUUUUGGUUUUGGUGUCGACGAUAACAUACAAUACGAGGGUUACCCUUUGCCCAAAUGCAAAAGUCCCAUACAGGGUGAUGAAGUGCCCUGUGAGGGUGGGGUCAUAGCAGUGAAUGGUGUUAGUGGUGAACUACUGUGGCAGACAUGGAGUGUGGCAAAUGUUUUUUCGUUACUUUGUACUACGGAUAUCAAUCAGGAUGGUUAUACGGAUUGCAUAGCGGCUGGAAGAUUGGGGAUGAUUUUUGCAAUAAAUGGUCGCAAUGGCAAUAACAUUUGGGAAUUUCGUGAAAUUGAGGUGGAGACCAAUUCCCCAAUAGUCAUGGAUUUGUACACCAUCAACAUUGUGCGUGAUCUAGAUGGUGAUGAAAUACCCGAAAUAGUGGCUGUACAUCUGGAAGAGCGAGAAGAAUCAAAAGCAGGCCAUAUUAAAGUGAUUUCUGGCAAAACUGGCAAAGUUAUACGCACCAUACCCACACCCUACAAGGAAGAAGUUUUUGUUCCCAUACAAAUUGUCACUAAACAGGAUGGCACAGAACUAUUGCUUAUUAUAACCGGAGGACAAUCUACUCCCGGAGGUGUUUAUACCAUACGCUUGCUGUCGUUAAUGAAGUUUACCAGUGAAAAGGAUUUUACACCUCUGUAUCAACAUAAACGUUCGGGUUUGAUGGUUCCUUCGGUUUUGACUGAUAUAACAGGAGACAAGAUUGCAGACAUUGUGGUCUCUGCAUUCAAUUCUACAGUUAUGGCUUUUGAUGGUCGCAACUUUUCCAUGUUAUGGAAUUAUACGUUCCCCUCGAGUGAGAGUGUGAGCGCCAUUGUUCCGGGUCACUUUAAUCAUGAUGAUGUCACCGAUUUUAUGGUCAAAUAUAAUACGGGUCCUGGAUUCCCAGUGUAUUACUAUUCGCAAACCACCAUCUUGGAUGGCAAGACAGGCAAGCCUUUGCUCAAUGCCAUGAUGACCGAUUCGGGUGGUUCGAAUAGUUUAUUGGGUGGAGUGUCUAUAUCGCAGACAUUUGGAGGAGAUUUCUUUUUACACUGGCAAAUGCAGUGUCGGGAUAAGGCGGAUGCAAAGGAUGCCUAUGAAUUUAUACCAGAUAGCGAUAUCAUACUACAAGCUCGAGCUGAUACAUGUCGCCUACGAUACAAUACAUCGAGUGUGGUAAAGUUAUAUGCCAUUGCUCGCCACAUUGAGCCACCAGGAGCAGUACUUUUUAGCACAGAUGAUCUCGAAGUGCACCUUAAUCGUACUUUACCCUCAAGUGUAUCGUCCGCCCCUCACAAGGCACCCAAGUCACCAUUGAAACAUCCAAAAUUGCUAAAGAAACUGUUGGCCAACAAAGAAUUGUUGGAAAAAGUAGUGGCCGCUGAAAAGUUGGAAAAUUUGGAAAAGUCCAAGAAUCAAUUUCGUGAAGAAACUGCUCGCAAUCGUUUGCUGCCACCGGAAUUGAUGCAAGAAGCUCUGGAAAAGAAUGAAGUACCCGAGGAUGCUUAUGAGGCAUUGAAACAAUUGAAUUCACCAUACUAUGGUGGAUUUGUGGGAAAUUCACCAUUAAGAGAGUUGCAAAAAGACUACGAUAUCGAACAACCCCAAAGGGUGCCAGAAGAUUACGAGAACACCUAUCAGGAUCCAGAAUUACCGCAAUUGGUACCACCGAACGAUCAUCCCAUACGAUUACGCACAAAGUAUCCCGGUAAUCGGGAUAUACGUAGCGAUGUUCCUACUUUCGAUGAUGGCGACUCCAAUUUAACAUCCAGUCUUCCAACGGGAGGUGUUCCACGCAAUAAACUCGAUAAGGAUGAACCCCUAAGUUUGUGGGAUCUGGAAAGAGAGAAAGAAGAAAGGGAUGCCAUGAAAAAGCAACAAGAGGCCUAUGAUGCUGCAGCGAGAACCAAUCAAAUAGUUGAGGAUGAAGAACAACAAUUGCAAAUCAAUAAUCAAAUACCCUUGGAAGAGGAACAGCAACAGCAACAAUUCGAGGAUAUCAAUGUUGAGGAGAAACGAAAGAAGAAGCGCAAGAAAAGAGAAGAUACGGCCAAUGAUUCCUCAAAUGCUAAUGACAAAUUGGAAAAUGAUGAGUGGUUUUUGGCUUCGAUUUCCUCGACGGGUGUCCUUAUGAAAUCGUUGAAUAAUACACGCUCUUCAAUAGAUUUUGCUUUUGUCUUGAAUAUACGCGAAUCGGAAGCAUUUCCUCCACUGUUUUUACCACAGGAUUUGAAUUGUAUUGAGGAGAAGAUAAGUGCAUAUAAAAGCUACACCAUGGAUAAUCAGAGAGCAUUGCGUCGCCAGUUCAUGAAACAAUGCCUUAACGAUCGCCUGGUAAACAUUAAUCCCGAAUUGCCAAAGUAUGAAUCACAACUGAUUAUCACGCGUCUAAGCAUAACCUGCACCUGUCGCUCCCUGCAACCAGGUGAGGUUUGCUCCGAAUUGGAUGAUAUACAAACUCAAAGAUGGACUGAAUUUAUGGGCAAUGAUGGCAAUGGAUUCUAUCGCAACUAACGAGGAUUAACCCCCCUCUUGUGUUGGUUUGUUUUUUCUGAACGAAAGGUUGCAAAAAUGUUAAUUACCAAGUAUAAAAGAAGGUUUGUAUUAAAGCUUGCUUUGUAUAAAGGCUGAGUGAUGAUGAUGAUGAUGACGAUGUUGAAUGUAAUCCCGCUUUGUGGCUAUCUAUCGACUACAACAAAAACAAAUGGGCUCAAAAACUCUCAUGUGCACAAGAUUUGAAGAUUUUCUUCUUGUUUGGUUCCAAUCUUUCUAGAAAACGAAACAUAAACGAUAAGCACAAUAUUUUUUAUAUAAUUUUUUAUACUUGUACUUCUUUGGAUUAGGCUCGAACAACUCUUCUUCAAUAUUAAACAUAUGUAUUAUGUACGUACUAUGUAUCUACUUUUGUAUAAGUUUUGUUGUAAAGGGUAAUUAUAAAGAAUUUGAAAGAUAAUAUAUAUAUAUACAAAACUUUUUUUGUGAAAUAUAGAUUUAACUUCCCCUCCCGAAUGUGUAAGCACUGUAAAAUUAAAAGAUUGCAAAGAAUUUAUCUAGAAAACCCCCAGAGAAGUAAAAAUAAUAAAUUCAAAAUUUUAUUAAAUCCAAACAAA